Molecule: messenger RNA, 3247 nt
Organism: Epinephelus fuscoguttatus (brown-marbled grouper)
Lineage: Eukaryota; Metazoa; Chordata; Actinopteri; Perciformes; Serranidae
Biological process (GO): DNA integration
Molecular function (GO): nucleic acid binding
Source: RefSeq, a predicted model, not a curated record
AUGUUCACACUGUACAAGAUAGAUGAACUUGACAUCCCAGCAGAAGCUCCAUUUGUAGAGACAUUGACAGUUAAUGGGACAGACACACAGUUUGAGCUGGAUUCAGGUUGUGGGGUAACAGUAGUGAACCACUCAGUGUUCAAAACACCAGGGGGAAAAGAGGCACCAAAGCUACGCCCAUGUCGGGUUAGGCUCAAAACAUACACAGGGCAUAAGGUCAAAGUCUUAGGAGCAGCUGUGGUUAAAGUGCAGCACAAAGGGCGAGCACUAGACUUACCUGUGGUAGUGGUAGGAGGUUCAGGCCUCAGUCUAUUAGGCAGGCACUGGAUUAGGAGGCUAGGUUUACAGUGGAGAGCAGCACCCCAGGUCCAUCGCCUCCAGGUAGAGACCGCAGAGGAGGUCCAGGAGAGUCCAGAAACCCAAAUCCACAAUGUGGCAGAAGUGACCUUGGAGCAGGUACUGGGGGAGUAUGGGGAGGUUUUCAAAGAUGAACUUGGGCGAUUUCAAGGCCCCCCAGCAAAAAUAUAUGUGGACAAGGAAGCAGCCCCCAGGUUUUUUAAAGUCCGGCCUGUCCCAUAUGCCAUGAGAGGAAGAGUGGAGGCUGAGCUUGACAGACUCCUUGCCCAGGAGAUCAUCGAACCUGUAAAACAUUCUGAGUGGGCUGCACCUGUGGUCCCUGUGUUGAAGUCUGAUGACACAGCAAGACUGUGUGGAGAUUACAAACUGACUGUAAACCAGAUCUCAAAACUGGAGCAGUACCCAAUUCCCAGAAUUGAGGACCUGUUUGCCACGCUUUCAGGUGGACAGAAAUUCUCAAAAUUAGAUCUGAGUCAUGCCUAUCACCAGAUUCCCUUGGACAAAGAAGCAAAGAAGUAUGUGACCAUAAAUACUCACAAAGGGUUGUUCACAUACAGAGUGCUACCUUUUGGCGUUUCAUCAAGCCCAGCGAUAUUCCAACGGACAAUGGAGGGACUGCUACAGGGCAUCCCUCAUGUGACCAUCUUCCUGGAUGACGUCCUCCUCACAGGAAAGAACCGCGAGCACCUGCAGACUCUAGCCACGGUGCUGAAACGGCUACAGGAGGCCGGUCUCAGACUCAAGAGGACCAAGUGCCUAUUCAUAAAUGAGGAAGUGAUGUUCCUGGGUCAUAAAGUGGACGCAACAGGACUGCACCCAGUACAUGAGAAGGUACAAGCAAUCAAAGAGGCACCCACACCUUCAAAUGUAACAGAGCUGAAGGCGUACCUGGGACUGUUAAACUAUUACAACAAGUUCCUGCCCAAUCUUUCAACUGUUCUUGCACCAGUACACAAACUGCUACAAAAAGACACAAAGUGGCAGUGGGGUGAAGCACAACAAGCUGCUUUUGACAAGUCAAAGGAAAUGAUGCAGUCUGCUGAGGUCCUUGUGCACUAUGACCCAGAGAAGGACAUUGUACUGUCAUGUGAUGCAUCACCCUAUGGAGUAGGUGCCGUGUUGUCGCAUCACAUGCCUGAUGGAACAGAGAGACCCAUAGGAUUCACCUCAAGAACCUUAAACACGGCUGAAAAGAAUUAUUCACAGCUGGACAAGGAAGGACUAGCAGUGAUGUUCGGUAUAAAACGGUUCCACAAGUACAUUUAUGGAAGGAAAUUCACUAUUGUGACAGAUCACAAGCCCUUGUUGGCACUCUUCAGUGAGAUGCGAGCUGUGCCACAAAUGGCCUCACCCAGAAUACAGAGGUGGGCGGUAACCUUGAGAGCCUACGAAUACACAAUAGUGUAUAAGGAAGGGAAGUAUCACUGCAAUGCAGAUGCCCUGAGCCGCCUUCCUUUACCAGAGGAAGCAGAGGAGAAGCGUGAAGAGAGGGUUCUCAUGCUGGAGAGCUCUGACAUCACGCUGGUGACAGCUGAUCAAGUGAAAGCAUGGAUAGACAAAGAUCCAGUACUCUCGAAGGUGCGGGAGAUGGUCCAAAAUGGCUGGUCAUCAAAAGUAAAAGGGGAGGAGUUUGCCCCCUAUGAGGUGAGGAAAUAUGAACUCAGCAUCCAAAAUGGGUGUGUGUUAUGGGGUUCGAGAGUGAUUGUGCCAAAACCAGGACAAGAAAAUGUCAUGAGACAGCUUCAUCAGUGCCACCCAGGAGUGUCCAGAAUGAAAGCACUGGCUAGGAGUUAUGUAUGGUGGCCAAAGUUGGACAAAGAGGUGGAGGAUACUGUCAAGGGCUGUAUGACCUGUCAAGAGCACCGCAACAUCCCUGCACCAGCCCCAUUACACCCGUGGGAUUGGCCGGACAAGCCUUGGAGCAGUAUUCAUGUUGAUUAUGCUGGACCGUUUAUGGAGAAAAUGUUUUUUGUGCUCAUUGAUGCACAUUCAAAAUGGAUGGAUGUGUAUCCAGUGAACUCUGCCACUUCAGCCACCACAAUUGAGUGCCUGCGUACCAGCUUUAGCAACCAUGGACUGCCUGAGUUGUUGGUGUCUGAUAAUGGCACUUGUUUCACCAGCACAGAGUUCAAAGACUUUCUGAGCAAAAAUGGUGUCCGUCAUGUGACCUCUGCACCCUACCAUGCUGCCAGUAACGGAUUGGCGAGGGCGGUACAAACUUUCAAGAGAAUGAUGAAAAAAUGUCCAGAGGGCACACUGACAGCUAAGGUAGCCAGAGUGUUAUUUAGCUACAGAGUGACGCCUCACACAACAACCGGUCUAUCUCCUGCAGAGCUACUUCUCGGGAGGAAGCUACGUUGCACCCUGGACUCAAUUCACCCAGACCUAAGCAGGAAAGUGAUGAAAAAACAAGAACAACAGACAAAAGAUCACAACAAAAAGGCAAAGGGACGCUGGUUCAAAACAGGAGACUCAGUGCUGACCCAGAACUUCAGUCUCGGACCUAAGUGGAUCCCGGGAAUUAUUGAGUCAGUGACAUGACCUGUGUCAUACAAGGUCAUGCUGGGUGAUGGGAGAGUAGUGAGGAGACAUGUGGAUCAGAUUCACACCCACCAUCAGAGACCCGAAGAAUGCAACAACCCUCCACAGACUGUCUCUAUUCAGCUAAGUCAAGCUGACGGAAGAAAUGAAGCAUGGCUGGAAGCUGAGGAGGUGGUACUCAGUGAUGACAAGUUGGAGGAGCCAGCAGCUACUGAAGCUGUAGCAAGCUCAGAGACUGAACUAAGAACUGUAACAAACACAACUCCAGUGAGGAGACAGUCAAGAAGGGAAACUAAGUUGCCUAGUUACCUCAAGGACUUCAAAGUGAACUAAGAGAGACUGUAAAAAA